AUGGCGACCGACGAAAGGACCAUGCCUUUCAUAAAGCACCUCGCAUCUAGCGACCGAAAAACACGCACAUCUGCCCUCGAUACUCUGCGCACAUUUCUCUCCGCUCCUACUACUGCCCGUAAACUAACUGACCUUGACUACUUAAAAUUAUGCAAGGGCCUCUUCUACAGCGUCUGGAUGUGCGAUCGACCCAUUCCUCAGCAAAAUCUUUGUGCCGACUUAGCAGAUCUCGUAUCUAUUCUGCCUACUCCAUUGGAUGAUGAAUGUGCUGCAGUCAUCCCUUUCCUCCGCGCCUUUUGGGCCACGCUCUCUCGAGAAUGGACCUCUAUUGAUGUUUUGCGCAUGGAGAAAUAUCUGCUAUUGGUGCGACGUGUGUUUGGCUCUAGUCUGGCCUGGGCUACCAAUAAGAAGAAGGGAAGCAAUGGGAAGAGAUGGGAUAAUUCGCGCGUGGAUGGUAUGCUCAAGCUGCUGCAGGAGUGGCCGUUGGAGAAAACUGGCGAUUUGUCCAAAGUCCCUGUCGGUUUGCGACUACAUGUGCUGGAUAUUUGGGUUGACGAGGCAGAGAAAGUUGAGCUUUUGGCUGAGUUAGAAGACGAGAAGACCUUUGAGGACUCGGUAGUGCUCUUGGACGGGUUACGGCGAAUUGUGGAGGUCCAGGCCAGAUCCACCUGCAAACCUGUACGGGCAAGAGCCAAGGAGUCGCUAUCCGACGAAAGGUUGCCGUGGAAUGCUGCUGGUUCGUCAGACGAAGACAUAACAAAUGAGGAACGUGACGCCCAGGAUGGCUGGGGUGGAUUUGAUGAUUGA
Hypoxylon fragiforme is the source of this 807-nucleotide messenger RNA. RefSeq lists its product as uncharacterized. Gene Ontology annotation, biological process: rRNA processing. The record is from RefSeq and is a predicted model, not a curated record. The transcript is spliced from 2 exons. Lineage: Eukaryota; Fungi; Ascomycota; Sordariomycetes; Xylariales; Hypoxylaceae. Gene Ontology annotation, cellular component: preribosome, large subunit precursor; nucleus; preribosome, small subunit precursor. The coding region runs from base 1 to 807 and encodes 268 amino acids.